Salvia hispanica is the source of this 654-nucleotide messenger RNA. RefSeq names its product FCS-Like Zinc finger 15-like. Lineage: Eukaryota; Viridiplantae; Streptophyta; Magnoliopsida; Lamiales; Lamiaceae. The record is from RefSeq and is a predicted model, not a curated record.
CUUCACACUACUCUCUCCCCAUUCACGCAUAACAACACUACACUACUCUAACCCCUACGCCACAUUCCGCCAAAAAUGCCGGUCAAGCGCAGCCGCGCCGGGAGAUCCACGGCCUACCUCGACUCCGCCGACGCCGCGCCGGGCAAGCUCACCAAAUCAGACGCCUCCGCCGAUGCGGAGCGCCCGAAGCUGCUCCACUUUGCUUCUCCGGUGAAUACCGUCGAAUGUGCCGCUGAUCGGACCAAAAUUGGCGGUUUCCUGGAGCGGUGCCACUAUUGCAACAAGCGGAUUGCUCAGAAUUCUGAUGUUUUCAUGUACAGCAACCUAUGUGCUUUCUGCUCUGUCGAAUGCCGUGAGUGUCAGAUUAAUCUCGACAAGUUGGCUGGGAAAAAGCCACAACAUUAGCAAAAGAAGUUGUUUGAAGGGCAUAACUGAAGUCGAAUGCUGAUCGUAUAUCACAUAUCAAAUACUACAAAUCAUAGAUGCAGGCUGUUGGUUUUUGAGGAACAGUUUGUGCUUCUGCAUAUAGGAUAGAAAUAGUAUACGUCAGUCGUCAUGUUAAUAGUUCUUAACUGCACUUAUAGUUCCAGUUCUUUUGCUUCUGUUGAUAUCAUAUUAUGAAAUUUUCUCUUUUUUUAUUGCUUUAGAAAAUUA